GGCCCUGUUGCAACCGCGGACAGACAGAAGCAAGUGGGACCGGUUUGAAGCUAAGCUAAUUCAGUCACAUUACAGCUGGUUAAUUUAGAUAUUUGCAUUGGUUUCACUUGCAGCACACGCGUGGAUCGGUUUUCGAAAAAUACAAGCUACCCGCGAAUGUUUUAGCUUUCAGGCUAACACGCAAAACUAGGCGUAUAUUUUGUUAAACCGCUUCUGUCCUGCUAGCUGAAUUGGCAGCGGGUUAGGCGCCAGUCGUGUUUGACAACAGUGCUAUUCGGUCACGUUCCCGGUGUUGUUGCUCAUAGCUGCCGAGUGAACGCGCUAAUUUCCGUUAGGUGGAAGCGGCAAAAACAAGAAACUAAAAUAAAAGUUUAAACAUGGCAGAAUUCCUGGAAGAUCCGUCGGUUCUCACGAAGGAUAAGCUGAAGAAUGAGCUCGCAGCAAACAAUGUGCCACUUCCCAGCGGAGAGCAUAAAAAAGAAGUGUAUGUGCAGCUGUAUCUGAAAAACUUGACCGUGCUUAACAACAAGAAGAGCCCACCUGCAGACACCUUCUCCAGCGACGAAGAGUUACCUGCCCCCGUGGUGUCCAACAAAAGUCGAUCUGGAAGAAAAGCUACCAAAAAGACAGACAAGCCUCGCACAGAGGAAAUGGAGGUGACAGAUCUCACUGAUGAAGAUUUAAAACAACAGCUGACAAAACAUGGUGUGGACUCGGGGCCCAUUGUUGCCUCCACCCGUAAGCUGUAUGAGAAGAAGCUGCAGAAGCUUUUGGACCAGCCUCCAGCUGAACCUCCUACAGACGUCACAGUUCUCCCCCCCAAGGCAGACAGUAACCAGAAUGGCAACACAAAUUCUGACCAGUACAGUGACAAGGAAGAUGAGGAGAUUGUUGCCCCUGAACCAGAGCCAGUUCCUGUGGUGGAGAAGCCAGUGAGGAGCAGGGGUAAAACCCCAGUUACCGUCAGAACCAGCAGCAGACGACAAACCAAGGUGGUGGAAGAAAUUAUUACUGAAGAAACCCCGAAGAAGGUCAGCGAGAGUGUUGUUGAAGAUAUCCUUGCCAAUGAAAUAAGCACACCAACAGGCAUGAGUGCAACCUGCAGGCGUCCAAUCCGAGGGGCGGCUGGUCGGCCACUAAAACCAAGUGAAUACUGGCUGGAUGAGUCCCGUGUGCAUCACGACGUCCACACUGAGACCCGCUCUUACUCUGAGUCUUUCUCCAGAGUCGGCAACACCGCCUCAAGCAAAGCGCCAGCUCGACGAGGAGGCUUCCUGUCUAUUUUGCUCAAGCUCCUGCUCCUUGUUGUGGUGGCUGGUUCUCUCUACUAUGCCUACCAGAACCUGGACGUCGAUCACAUCAACACCCUCAAAGGCCUCGUGGACACCGUCGUCGUCCCCCUUGAGGGAGCUGUGAACAACGCAGCCACCUACCUGGGCAUCAGCAGCAGCAGUGCUACCGAGAGCACCGGCAAGUAAAGACCCUCGGCAGUCUCUCGCCGUGCCCACGCCACAUCCCUGCCUCAGCACACCACAACUCAAGCAGUAAACUUGGCUCACCUCUUCGUUUUACCUACAUGGUUGGACAAAGGACACAGAUUUAAUUGGAACGAUAAACUGUCUCCUCUCCGGACUCCAGCUUUCCUCUCACCACAAGAGGACAUAGUAGCUUCUGGAUAACGAUGUUUUGCGGCAGUCAGAAGAGACUCAUUUAAAUGUUGAUUUUAAUCUGUGAAUUGUUUGUGUCUGUGUGUAUUUAACCCUCAUAUGUAGAAUCAAGUGCAGAAUUGAGAGGCCAGUUUAUCCGUGCAUGGUUGUAGUUUUUGAAGGUCAUACUGUAGUUUCUAACUCUCUGUGCCAGGUGUUUUUCUGACUGUGAAGUGCCUGGACACUGUUAGCACUUAGUGCCCUCCCAUUUUCAAGCACAAAGCAGUGCUACUACUAAUACCAGAAUGUCUACAUGUUUCUGUAUGACGUUCAAAAUUUGCUCUGUAGUUAUAGGGUUAGAUAGAGUGAUUCAUUAUUUCUAUGGUGCUCAGGUCAAUUUAGAUCAAUCUUUUUAAUGUGGUUUGUGCUGGGAGGAGACACAUGGUGUAAUCUGGUCACGUCGCUGCAUGAGGAAAAUCCGCCCAUGUUCAGGAUGAGGUAUGAAAAGGUUUGUUUUUAUUUUUUGUUUUUCUCAGUGGCUGAGCGCUGUUUGAAUCAUUGUAUUUGGGACUCUAUGAUUAUAACUAAAAUGAUUAUUCUUGCCACUUUGUAUUGUAAUCAUAUUUACUGUACUUAUGGGAUCGUUUAUCAACAUCUUCAUCAAUUUACAAACUAUUCUAAAUGACACUGCUUUUUAGUAUUGAUUAUCUACCAUUUAUUUGACAAUUACUCCUUAAACUGAAAUUGCAGUGUUCGAUCAUAGGUUAUUGAUUUUUCCAGCGCUGCCAGUGUGCCCAUUUGAGUUUACAUGCUUUGGGUUUUAGUGCUCUGUUGUGCUUUUAUUUUUGUUAUGUUUUUGGUUUUUUUUUAAUUAGAUUUCUGAUCCUUCAGUCCUAUAUGCAGGAUUGGCUGUUGCAGUGCACCCACAUAGCCCACCUCAGUGACAGCAUGUGUCCAGACAUGACAGAUCUGCAAAGAAGACACAUGGAGAAAGUUAAUCCUAUUGGGACACUUCUGCCUGUGCAAAUUACCACAAUUAAGACACUGUAGGUUACUCUGAAAAGCGGGGUUGUUUAUCGAGGAGGGAGGAUGCAUUCACUGCAGGUGAUGUGGGUGGGAAGAUUUCGGGGGCAUCUUUAUUUCUAUUUUGAUAUUUUUCUAAAGUGGCGUGUUCAACUUUUUUAUAGCAGAUUUUAAAAGGUAACAUUUAAAAGCAAUAUGUGAUCCAUGCAAUUGAUACUGUAUCUUAAUCUGAACCUUGCUGAUUUAACACAAGUGAUUCAACUCCAGGCAGCUCUCCCACGAUGGACAGAAACGACAGGGGUUAUGUGGGUAAGGAUUUUUAAUCUGUUUAUUUAUGAUAAUGUAGGCAGUGUAUCAUUAAAUAAACUUGGUUGUUACCA
This is a messenger RNA of Micropterus dolomieu (smallmouth bass), 3049 nucleotides long. It is a transcript of the gene tmpob, whose product is annotated as thymopoietin b. Bases 378 to 1478 code for a protein of 366 amino acids. NCBI's taxonomy places the organism in Eukaryota, Metazoa, Chordata, Actinopteri, Centrarchiformes, Centrarchidae. Gene Ontology annotation, molecular function: DNA binding. The transcript is spliced from 6 exons. The record is from RefSeq and is a predicted model, not a curated record.